This is a messenger RNA of Schistocerca gregaria, 568 nucleotides long. Its product is annotated as protein lin-28-like. Gene Ontology annotation, molecular function: nucleic acid binding. The record is from RefSeq and is a predicted model, not a curated record. NCBI's taxonomy places the organism in Eukaryota, Metazoa, Arthropoda, Insecta, Orthoptera, Acrididae. The transcript has 5 exons. The coding region runs from base 28 to 417 and encodes 129 amino acids.
UGGUUCCUGUUGUUCUGUAUCCUCAAUAUGUUCAACCAAAUUUUCUCCGCGGUCAAGUCCAAUUCUCAUAGGCUCUCUAAAGCCCCAGCUCAAGCCCGGCUGAGACCAAUCGUCCCUCGCAGGCCGGCUCUCGCUCAAAGGUGGCUCCAUCGCGCCGCCGUCAAGUGGUUCAACAACGAGAAGGGCUUCGGGUUUCUGGCCCCGGAGUCUGGCGGCACCGAUGUCUUCGUUCACGUUUCCGGCAUCAAGGGCGAUGGAUACAAGACACUCAAUGAGGGAGACAUUGUCACGUUCGAGACCCAGGAGAAUGCCAGGGGAGUCAUGGCGGUUGACGUGGAAGUCGUCACACCCAACCCGAACCCUCCACUUCGCCGUCGUUCCCGAAUGGACUCCUUUGGGAGUGACCAAAGUAACUAGCGAUUUUGUAACCUAAAAGCUGUCCGGUCGGACUCCGACGAAAAAUCUUCCGUGACUGGUACCCCGAGAUCAAGUGCCCUGGCACCUUUUGACCCCUCAUGCGAUACCCUUUAAUAAAUCCGAGUUCUUUCCUCGACGUCUCCUCACCGAA